Molecule: messenger RNA, 982 nt
Organism: Triticum aestivum (bread wheat)
Lineage: Eukaryota; Viridiplantae; Streptophyta; Magnoliopsida; Poales; Poaceae
Product: BAG family molecular chaperone regulator 5, mitochondrial
Exons: 1
Coding region: 276-866 (196 amino acids)
Biological process (GO): protein folding
Cellular component (GO): plasmodesma
Molecular function (GO): protein-folding chaperone binding
Source: RefSeq, a predicted model, not a curated record
CCGGGGUCUCUCGGUGGCCCCCGUCUGUAGCCACACUGCGCAAGACAAUGUAUAUCCACCGAGCAAAAAGCAUAUGUAUCGAAUUCGAGCUAGAGUGGUGCGGCAAAAGCCACCGAAAAAGAGACGAGGAAAACACGCCCUGCCCCCAAAGAAACACGCCGCAGGCGUGGACCGGACCGCGGGUCUGUGCGACGCCCGGCACCCACAGAUCCCACGAAAUUGUCCUCCGUAGCACACUGGACCUCACCUCGCUCUACUGACCCAGGGCGGCCGCCAUGGGCUCCUACCACUACAGCUCCGCCUCGCAGUUCUUCUUCGCCGCCGGCGACCCCGGCCCCGGCCCCAGCCCCGCCGCGCGCAAGCCCGCCAGAACCGUCCGGAUCCCCGUCACCACGCCUCAGGACGCGGCGGCCGCCAGGAUCCAGGCGGCGUUCCGCAGCCGCCGGGUCCGGAGGCACGUGGCGGCCGUGCGCGCCGCCGACGCCGAGGCGACGCGGCUCGAGCGGCUGCUCCGGCGGCAGGAGACCGUGGACGCCGUCCGCGGCGACGACCGCGAGCGCGCGCGCUUCUCGGAGGCGCUCAUGGCCGUGCUGCUCCGCCUCGACGCCGUCCCGGGCCACGACCCGGCCGUGCGGGAGGCGCGGCGCGCCGUCAGCCGCCGCGUCGUCGGCCUCCAGGAGGUGUUCGACUCCGUGCUCGCCGCGCCCGAGGCCGACACCUACGGCGUCCCGGCGAGCCUGGCCCAGGUUCUCGAGGGGAUCUGGGGCGUCGGAGAGGCGCCGGCUGCGCCGCCGCCGCCGGCGGCAGCGGCCGCUGAGGAGGAGGCGAGGAGGAGUGGCUGGGGCAGGUUUUUCGGGGUACUUUAGCGCGCUUCCGCGACUGUGAGAUCGUAGUAUACCGCGUAUAAAUACGUACGUGUAUUUCGUGGAUGAUAUAUGAACAUGGAACGAAUACCUACAGUGAUAUACAUAUAUAUACUCUA